Molecule: messenger RNA, 4941 nt
Organism: Anopheles moucheti
Lineage: Eukaryota; Metazoa; Arthropoda; Insecta; Diptera; Culicidae
Gene: btz
Product: filaggrin
Exons: 3
Coding region: 75-3986 (1303 amino acids)
Biological process (GO): mRNA processing
Cellular component (GO): exon-exon junction complex
Molecular function (GO): mRNA binding
Source: RefSeq, a predicted model, not a curated record
CGCAGUAAGGAAAAAGCUCGCUGAAUCUUCAUUAUAAUCAGCAGCAGCAACUCGCACUCACUGCCGAGCGAGAAAUGGCGGAGAAAGCAGCAGUCACAGCAGCCGUUCCGGUAUCACUACCAUCAGCGGUCGUCCCUGCAUCACCAACGACAGGAGUGACACCUGCAGGAACAGUAGCAGCAGCACCAGCAGCAAUAACCACACCGCCAGCUCAACAGAAGCUAUCGGAAUCGGAUGAUUUUACGGAUAAUUCAGCGGAAAAUACAAAAGAGGCAAAUCAGGAGGAUACUUCGCAGCAAAGCGGGCUAGCGACGGUCGAGUCCGAGUAUGAUACAGCCUCCGAUUCACCUUCGGAUGGUGGUGAAGAGGAAGACGAGGAGGAGGAUUACGAAGAGGAGGAAAGUGGUGGCGAAGAAGAAGAAGACGAAGAAGAUGAUGAGGGAACGGAUGAGGAAGACGACGGCACGGAGGAGGAGGAAGACGAUGAGGACGAUGUGAUCGAGGUGCUGGAGCGUCAGAGUGGUGACGGUCAGGAGCAGGAUGCGGACAGCCGCCGAAAGGUGGACGACGAUGAGGAUCGCAGUAAUCCGCAAUAUAUCCCGAAGAAGGGCACGUUUUACGAACAUGACGAUCGUACGGCGGAAGACGACCUGGACGAUUCUGGGCUGGAUGGAGACGGAGAUCAGCGCUCGAAGCGCAAUGACGACGGGCUGGGAGAUGGAUUGGGUGAUCCGCACGGCGGUGGUGGUGGUGGUCCCGGUAGUGGCGGGGGUGGCGGAGGCGGUGGCGGAGGCGCUCCCGGUCUAUAUGGUGGCGAGAGGCGCGGUUCGGAAAAGGGUGGCAGUGGUGCGGGUGCAAAAGGGACAAAGAAAUGGCAAGCGUCAACCGAUCGGUGGACGCAUGACCGUUUCGAUGAGAGUGAGCAAGCGCCCAAAUCACAAGCCGAGCUCGUUUUCGCGUACGGGUACGAUAUACGCAGCGAGGACGGUCCACCGAAGGCGCGCAGGAAGCGUCGUUACGCACGCGGACCGAAUCGGUACACGCGCAACUGGGAGGAUGAGGAUGCGUACCAGAAGUCUUCGAACGCGGAACAUCAUCAGCGCCAUAAGAAGGUGCCGCGGCCCGAAGAAUUUCCCGAGCUGGCGGGUGCGAAUGGCAAGAGUGGACGUGCGACUGGUAGGGGCCGUAAUGGACAAAAGAGUGGAAGUUCUGGGGCGGGCGGUCCGGACCAGCGGAGGCAGUCCGGAGGAACGGAUGGGGGACGCAUCAAAUCGUCUGAUGUACGUCGAUCGGGUGGUCAAGAUCGGUCUAUGGGUCGAUCGGAACGGGUACGCUCGGGUGAUUGGAGUGGUGGCGCCGGUGGAGGUGAUCGCGAACGGGAACAGGAUCGUGGAGCGGAUUGGGAUAGAUCUGAGUACGGUGGUUCACUUCGUUAUCGAAACGAAGAUCGCGGCUCGCGCAACAACUACCACAAUAAGGAGAACAAGCUGAGCGGUGCAAGAAACAGUAAGGAGAAAGACUACAAGGUGAUAAACUCUUUGCAGUUUAAAAAUCAAGCGAGAAACAAAAACAUGGAAGGUGGUACCGGUGGUAAUGGUGGAGCACCUGUGACUGGCCCUCUGCCAGGGUCUGGUGCAGGUUCUGGGCUAUCCGAUGGUACCUCUGGCAGUGCUCCAAUGAUGCAUAGCAAUAGUGCCGGUGCACUUUCCGGCAGCAGUAAUAGCAACAAAAUGAACAACCAUGGCACAGUGCAACAACAUACUAGCGGCAACAGCCCUAACGCUGGAGGUGUGAGUAAUGAGCGGAUUCAUCACUCGGACGCGAACCAGCAGCAGGGUAGAAUGAUGAAUGUAGUGACCACAUCAGCUUCUCUUGGGUCAGUACCUACAACCGGAGCGCAGCAACAUUACGGACACCAUGCUGCGUCAGUGGGACAGAUGCAGCAACAUUCGCAUCAACAGCAGCAGCAGCAGCAACAACCGCAGCAACAGUCAACACAAAAGCUGAAACAAGGCUACCUGGAGGAGGACCAUUCAAAGUAUGGAGUUCCUUUGUAUGCGGGUUCAUCCACCAUGGACCGAAUGCAGCCAAAUGUGGCAGCUGGUGGUGGUCCGCCAAAUAUUGGCAAUCUUCCGAUGAAUCAACGAUCUCAAAUUUCACCUCGGGCAAUAGUUGCUCAAACGCCUCCAUCGGCACCAUCCGAGCAAGUGUCUUCAGAGCGUAUGGCUGUACAAAUGGAGUACCAGUCGAUGCAAGGUGCAGCUGUUGUGCCACAAGGUUAUGGUGGACAGCAACGGUCGCUAGCAGUCCAGCAGCAGCAGCAGCAGCAGCAACAGCAACAGCAACAGCAACAAGUGUCCAAUCAGCUGCAACAUCAACAGCAACAAAUGCUGCAAACGGAGGUUCCUCGCAACACCAAACGUUACUCGACACAGCGACAACGGUCUGCGCUGGAAAGUGCCGCCAACGCUAGCGCAUUGCAAGCUCAGCAACAGCAGCAGCAGCAACAACAACAACAGCAAGCAGCCGCAGCAGCAGCUGCUGCAAUGCACGAACAGCAGCAGAUGUUACAACAUCAGCAACUGUUGCGACAUCAGCAUGAACAGUUGGCGCAGCAGAACAAACAGAAGCAACAGGUCUACACCCAGCAGCAGCUUCCACAGCCGGGUCCAGCGCCCGGUGGUCUGCCGAUGACACUGCAACCGGCCGAUUAUCAUGGGGGUGUUAGCAAACCACAUCAACAACCACCACCACCGGCACAGGGUGCACCGGGAGGACCGGGAAAUCCGGCCCAGGUGCAGUAUCAUCAAACGGCGGCCCUCUAUUACACACCUGCCGGUGCCGCCGGUGGACCAUCGCCGGGUGAUUACGUAACGGCCGCGACAUCCGGUGGUCAGCCCCAGCAGCAACCACCGCAACAACCCACUCAGGCACCGCCCCCACCCCAACCGCAGUACGCACCGCCACCGUAUGCCACGCAAGGACCUCCGCCGCAACCGCCACAGGCGGCCGCCUACAUGCAGGGUCCAGUGUCGGCCCCCAGUGCCUACAUGCCCGCGCCCCAACCUGCCAAUGUUCCACCCGUACCGCAGCAACCGACCGGUAUGCCCGGUGGAGCGCCACCACCUCCCAUGAACUUUGUGCCCGCGCUUGGACCACCUCCAACGGCAGCAGCACCACCGGGCGUCAGCCCUGGACAGUACCCGGGACCGGGCGCGUACGCCACCGGCUUUCAGACGGGUUACGCACCGGCGGUCGGUGUUGUACCGCAAGCCGUACCCGGUGGUCCUCCGCCACCUACCGGUGGUCCUGGUGGUCCACCACCGACCGCUUUGUACCAGCCGUCCGGUGGCAUUACGUACUAUGCACCACAAACGCAAACGCAAGCACCAAGGCCACUGCCUACUGGCCGAAGACCAACGGCCGCUAUACCGAUUCUAGCACCUCCGGAGCGCAAGCCUACCGUCACGGCUAGCAGCACCACCCCAAGCACGGCCGGAAACAAAACGUCCAACACGCGCACUGGUCCAACUGCAGCCGGCGAUACGAAUGAAUCUACCGCGACGGAUGUUAGCACUGGUGGUGCGAGCAGUGCGGACGCUUCAACGACAAGCACCGGCGCGGCAACGGUCGACAGUGGCGAGAACAUUGAUCACAUUCUGGACAACAUGUUUGUGCAGCGCCCACAAUAUCAGCCACCGUCGAGAAAGAGUCCCUCACCGGCACUGGCCCCAUCUGCUACGGCUCAGCAACCGCAACAACAGUCCCAAACGGCCGGUAAUGAUGUGACGAAUGGUGCAAGCGAUGGUGGUACCUCCGGGCUCGAUGGACAAGAAUCGAUGGAUAACAUUGGAGAAUCCGUCAAGAAAAUGUCCAUCCAAGACACGGAUAAGCUGACCAUUGCCGGUAGCUUAGCGGUGGUGGAAAGCAAAGAAGUGACCGGUGGUGUCAUCGAAACGACCACGAGCGCACAGCCAAUUGAAUGACGAUACUAAAAACCAGCGCUACUGUGGAGUGUAGCUGCUUACAAUGCAUAAAUGGUUGCUGCGCCACAGGAGCUAGAAAUCAUCGGUUAAGGGAUAACUCCCACUCAGACGCGUGUGGUUGAUAAAGAGAGAAAGAGUUGAUACACAAGCAUUGUACUUCGUUUUGUUUGAAGUAAUGCUUUCGGUUUUGUGACAACUGGAUAGGAUGUAGUUUAAACAACUACGCAAACUAAAUGAAUUGAUUUGUGAAUCUAUCAGUUGUUGCAACAUCAUAUCACGAGAAUAUCAUGCUUUUCUUUAACUUUUGAUUUUGUCGUUCACCUAGGUGUUGCUAAAAUUAGGUACGAACCUUUAUCGUACACUCGGCAACAGAACAGCUCCGUUAAUUCUCGCUCAUGAAAAGAUUGUCGCUUUCGCGAUCAAAAUUUCUCAUCCGUUUGUUUUUUCAGUUUUUCUUCAGAGGUGGUACAAUGGAACUCAAAAAGUUAAACAAAAUUGAGACAAGUGUGCGUUGCAAGUGUAUGGAGGUGAAUGCACCGGAGCUAUUAAUAUAAGAAAUUGUGUAUAGAAAAAAAGGGGUUAGCCAAACCAAACCAGUCACUAAUAGAGCAGGAUUCUAGCAAACAAACAAAGGUACGUAUUCUUCGACAAACCUAACAUAACUCACUAUCAUCUUCAUUUGUUUAUUUUGAGAUUCCUUUCAUCAAGCAAUACGAUUUCACAGGACGACAAAAGAAAACAGGGCGAAUAUAGGCGAAGAUUAACGGUGAGCCAGAGAGUUUCAAAUUAUUGUAUUUAUAUAACGAACGAAAUCGUAUACGGUUACGAUUUUUGUGCAUGUAGUGUAGAGGAGGGCGAAUUAAAUGCGAAACACAUAUGAAGUCAAUAUCUAGAGAAUGAAGGUAAUAAAAGAGAGCCGAAAUUAAUCGAUCAAUAUGCAAUACGAACAACGAAC